Messenger RNA from Cyprinus carpio (common carp), 6515 nucleotides. RefSeq names its product DENN/MADD domain containing 1B. Gene Ontology annotation, molecular function: phosphatidylinositol phosphate binding; guanyl-nucleotide exchange factor activity. Gene Ontology annotation, biological process: endocytic recycling; endocytosis. Gene Ontology annotation, cellular component: nuclear speck; intracellular membrane-bounded organelle; cytosol. NCBI's taxonomy places the organism in Eukaryota, Metazoa, Chordata, Actinopteri, Cypriniformes, Cyprinidae. The coding region runs from base 485 to 2800 and encodes 771 amino acids. The transcript has 24 exons. The record is from RefSeq and is a predicted model, not a curated record.
UGAAUGACUUCAGAGACUUCAAAAAGAGACUUCAGGUAGAAUAUUAUCGACUGACAGUCAGCAUUCACUUCCAUUGUAUCUUAUGCCAUUCAAUGAAAGAUGAAUGGAGACUGGGACUCAUCUCAUUUCGUGUUUCACAGCAAAAAGAAACUCAUACAGGUUUCGAACAACAUGAGGACGAGUCAAUAAUGACGACGUUCUAAUUUUUGUGCCAUCCUUCUGAAAUACACACGCGCGCGAGCGCCCAGGUGCUUCAUUUCAGGAUCACAGACAGGGGAACCGAAACGGUCAGCAGUGCUUCCAGGAAGCGUCACCGGGGAGCACGCGCGCCGACAGACAGAGGAAUGCAGCAGCGUCCGCGACUCUCCGUCAGGCAGCCGCGAAACUAGAAGGUUCGCAGGCAGCGUGCGUGGCUCGGAGUGCGCGACGGGGUUUUUAUUUUACCGCUGUCGGCGCGAGCUGCUGCUGACGCGAUGCUUUAGCCAUGGACAGCAGGUUAAACGAGAAUCCUGCGAGAACCUUUGAUUUGGCUCUUCAGGUUGCAUGUCCAUCAUCUGAACAUGAAGAUCCGACAGUGCUGUGGAAGUUCCCUCAGGACUUUGGAGACCAGGAGGUCCUGCAGACAGUGCCUAAGUUCUGCUUCCCAUUUGACGUUGAAAGAGUGUCCCAGACUCAGGUGGGCCAGAACUUCACAUUUGUGCUCACAGACAUUGAGAGCAAGCAGAGGUUUGGUUUCUGUCGGCUGACAUCCGGCUGCAGGGUCUGCAUCUGUUUGCUCAGUUAUAUCCCAUGGUUUGAGAUUUAUUAUAAGAUGCUAAAUACCCUUGCAGACUACUUAUCAAAACACCAGGAAGAAGACUUGAAUGACAUGUUGGAAACGCUGCACACCUACCCGGUGCCAAAGCCGAAUACGCCAGUGAAUCUGAGUGUGAGCAACCACUUACAUUUUGCCAGUGGGCAAGUAGUGCAGGAUCCAGGAAGCAGACAGUCGCAUUCAUACUUCAUAGCUCCUGAUAUUAAUGGACUCCCCACCAUACCUGAAAAUAGAAAUUUAACAGAGUACUUUGUAGCAGUGGAUGUGAACAACAUGUUGCACCUCUACGCCAGCAUGCUGCAUGAGCGACGCAUCAUCAUUACCUCAAGCAAACUUAGCACUUUAACUGCAUGCGUGCAUGGGUCCACCGCCAUGCUCUACCCUAUGCACUGGCAGCACAUCUUCAUUCCUGUACUUCCUCCUCACCUGCUGGAUUACUGCUGUGCCCCCAUGCCAUAUCUGGUCGGAGUUCAUCUCAGCCUUUUAGAGAGAGUAAAGAGCAGAUCCCUGGAGGAUGUGGUCAUUCUGAACGUGGACACAAACACCCUGGAAAGCCCCACAGACGACCUGCACAACCUGCCCAGUGACGUGGUCUCCAGUCUGAAGAGUAAGCUGAAAAAGCAGUCGACUGCUACAGGCAGCGGGGUUGCUCGGGCCUUUCUGCAUGCUCAGGCUGCGCUGUUUGGCUCCUAUCGGGACGCCCUGAGAUAUAAACCAGGAGAGCCAAUCACCUUCUGUGAGAAGAGCUUCGUGGCACACCGCUCCAGCACCAUGAGAAGUUUCCUUGAGAUGGCCGUGAACCUGCAACUCUUCAAGCAGUUCAUUGAAGGCAGACUGGCCAAAUUAAACGCAGGAAGGGGCUUUACAGACGUCUAUGAAGAGGAGAUCACAGAGGGGCGCUUCUGUAGAAGUAAUUCAAGGUCUUAUCAGCAGUGGAUUCACACCAAGAUGCGGCAGAGGGCAAAACCGGUCGUGAAAAACUUUCAGAUGGCCAAAGAUCAUGCAAAACGGAAAAUACGUGACAUGAAGGACAAGAUUUCACAAAAGGACGCUGAAGAGGAGGAAAGCCCAUACUGUGCAGGUUCUCCCACCAGCACUAAAAGCCUCUCACCCAAGAGACUUCAGAGGAAAGCGCAUCAAAAUCCAAAGUCGUCUCCACACAUGAGCCUGUGUUUUCCGGAUGGUUAUAACAACGACAACAAUGACGACACAGCUAGCAGAAUAUCCUCUGAGGACAGCGGGGAAGUGGCGUCAUACAAUGAAGACAGUGAUGACUCUGAUUUAGAGUUUCAGCCUGAAGUUAGUCAGACAGGCCAGAUGAACCUGCUGGAGGAGAUUUUGGACUCUCUCAGUACAUCCCACAUCGAACAAAUUCCACUAACUUGUCAUUUGUACUGUUUCCAGAAAAAUCACAAGUCCCCACUGGGAAGCAGUCCUUCUCAGGCCGAUUGUGAAGUAGAAAACGGAGAACAAAGUGGAUGGAAUAUGGGUCAAGACGACAGCGCCAUCCACGGUAAACAUCUCCCACCUUCUCCUCGACGCCAACCCAGCUGCCGUUCCCUUCCUGUCUGUCCUCUCCUUCCCAAAGACCUCACCAAUGAAGAGAACCCGAGGAACUCUCUCCCUGAGACCCCCAACAUUCAACACUCGGUACCUUGCGAAUCGGACAAACCCAGCAGUUCCCAGCUGAGCCCAGACAACCGACAACCAGCAGGCCGCAGCCUCUCCCGACAGAAGGUCCUUUCAAGAAAAACCCAGAGGCCAUCCCAGGAACAUGCCCAGCAGAAGGCAGCAAGUGGACAACCUUUGGUCCUCGUUCCGUGGGAGAGGGAAAAACAGCCCCAGGAGACAAAUAUGGAAGAAAGAGCAAAUGAAGAGAAAGGCUUACUAGAAGAGAUCGAGUCCAUGUGUCACAUCAGCAUGGCCCUCAAAAGUAACCAGGAGCUCACACACAUUCAAAACAACACCAGCCUGGAUAAAUCCUGAGAAAACGGCAGAACACUCAUGUCAAACCUUUCUCGUUUUAUAUUCACGCUAUCCUCUGAAGUCACACCAGCACUCUUUGCAUGAAGUGUUUGCAAAGGUGUUUUGUAGUUAAUGUGAAUAUUUGGUCCUCUUAUUUCUCACAUUCGGUCCAAAACAACAAACGGUAUCAUUCAGAACUGGUGGUUGGAAAGGACGAAAAUUAGGUUUAAAGGGAUUUAUGUCAGCAUUCAACAUCAGUUUUCUUUAUUUCAGCAGAUGAUUGCACUUGUGUAGUUUCAAAUCACUGUUUCGAUAAAUCACUGUGGAUGAGGGAUAAAUUUCCCUCUGUAUAUUUUACUAAAUCGUACGAAAGUAUUUAAAUAGACAGCAAAUCUCAGCCUCAUAUAAUGCCUUAAACAGAUUUAAUUUGCUUUUACGCAGUAUUUCCUGACUGUUCCACUGUAGCUGGCUAGCUUGCAAACUACUAUCACUAUCUUUUGCAUGUGACGUGUCUUAUAAAAAUAUAUUUAUCUAGGCCAGGUGGACAACUGGUUCUCAAUUUGCUAUAUUUUUGAGGGAAAAAAAGGUAUUUUUUCAAGACAAUUCUCAGGUUUAUGCUUUUAUCCAAGAGGAGAUGUUAGCAUUUUAAUUUCAUAGACAAAAUCGAAAAUACAGAAAUCCCAAUUAUUUUUAAAGAACUAAUAAACUUAGUAUAUUGAUAUUUCAUUGUGAAAAUACUGGUGCUGCUGAUGCCCAGUGCAAAGAGGAGUACUUGUUACUGAUAAAUAAAUCUAUUUUAAACCCCUUAUUAUUGACUUAUUCUGUACGAAGGCCAGAAAUAUACUCAACACAAGUUCGAGAACACGAACGCUUCUAGCUAACAAGCUCAGCUUCACACAAAGUUGUAAAAUUUGUAACGUAACACAAGUACUUGUUGCAAUCUCAGUGUUGCCACAAGAGAGGCUGUAGCAGCAUUAUCAUAAACAAGAUGCAUCCGAAAUUGCGUACGGCAUAUCUACUAUAUUUUAUGAGGGACAAAUUUCGCAACUUUCAAAAAAAGCAUGUUCCCAACCCUGGUCCUGGAGGCACCCCAACACUUCACGUUUUGCAUGUCUCCUUAAUCAGACACACCUGAUUCAGAUAAUGAGCUCAUUAGUAGAGACUCCAGGACCUGAAAUUGGUGUGUCAGAGAAAGGAGACAUCCAAAAUGUGCAGUUUUGGGGUGCCUCCAGGAUCAUGGAUGGGAACCACUGCUCUACAGUAUGAAUGUGUGUAGUACUACAUCCGCACUUUUGUCGUUGUCAUGUGACUUACAAUAUUUGCGUCGCUUCACUGCCAUUUUUAACUCCUCUUCCGUGGCCUCAAGGGAUAAUAAAUGAUCCAUUGAAUGUGCACUUCAACAUUUCGCAAGAAUUAGUUUGCAAUCUGGGUACUUUUUUUUAAUUAAAAAAACACAUUAAAAAUUAACACAUUAAUUAAAAAAAAGUAGUUUUAUAAAUAUGUUGAAUUCAGUUGUACUACUCUUCGUGUACCAUUUUUCACUAACUAUAUAGUAGGUAAGUAGGCAUAUUUAAAUGUAGGGCAUCUUCAUCUAUAGCCAGUUGUCUCUUUGACCUGAAUUACUUUCAUGGUGAUUUGAAGUGGAUCUUGCCAAACAAGUUCCAAAGUUAAACUUUCGACUUCUAGCUAGCUAGACAUUUGAACAUAACUAGCUCUCUUGAAUACUAACAUUUGCACAUUAAAACUCAACAGAACUACUCGCCGAUCGUUUUAGUUAUGGAAAGAUUUGCCUUGUCUUCUGUUUCACUCAUUUAAUUUAUAUCAGCUGUGGAUGUCACCUUCAAAACUGUACUGCUACACCAAACAGGAAGUGGUCAUUAGAUCCAGCACUUGUUUCUUUCAGACACUUCUGAAUUAUUUAGGCUGUUGAGCAGAGUGAUUUAGGACACGUGCCAUUCUGUCUGACACUUUAAUGACUCUCCUCACCCCUCCUGCGUAAUCUGCUGUGGUAACGAUAUGGCUGUAAAAACAUUCAAAGUUUAGGACCCCAUCUUAAAUCAAGCUAGGCUUCUUAACGUAGCGGCUUAACUCAAAGCUGUCCUGAAACAAUAUAUGCCUCAGCCUUUGAACAAAUCAGAUGUCCUGAUGAACUAUGCAAAAUCAGUGUUAUCAAUCAACUUAAAUUGCCAUUAUGUUAUUUAUUCAUUUUGUAAAACCCCUAUUAAAUACAAACUAGAAGGGUUUUUUUUGGCUUUUAGUCCUGUUUAGUUUUUGCUCGGUACCCACAAGACAUGUGGUUUGGAGUAACAAUGUCAACACUGAUGAUAUGCAUAUGAAAAAUAAAUAAAAUAAGUAAAAGGUGAAAUGCAAGAUGUCAUGCUUAAAUAGCUAUUCUAUGGAAGUUUCUAUCCACCAAAUGGUGUGUAUUGACAUAUUUCCUCGGUUGAAACCAGAUACCUUCUGAUGUUCAUUCAUGUUUAUUUUGUGGUGUAACUAGUAAAGCGGAAGAAGUGAUCGGUUCAUGUGCCGCUUGAACUGAGGCGCUACAGCGACCUGUCACGACACAGUAAAAAGCCACAAAACAGUAUUUAUUGUUUGAAUUUCUUACAAAAUGACAAAAUUUGUAAGCUGAGACAUUGUUUCAUACCUGAAGUAACCUGCUCUGUCUUGUCUGUCACAUGUUGUCAGUUUCUCUUCGCUCCGCGAUGUCUUUGCGAAGGGUCAGUUCUGAGGAAAAAAGUCUGAAUUUUUCUAUAUCCCGCAAUUCUGAGUAACAUGAAUUGUAAGAUAAAAUCGCAAUUCCUUUUUUUUUUUUCUGUUCUGUUUUGUUUUGUUUUAAACCUGUGGCAGAAACAGGAAGCUUCCGUAUUCUUUACACUUUAAAAUGUCAAUUGUUUUUGCUAAAAGGUAUUUCUUGUAAACAGGAAGAUAUAUGUGUACUAUUUUAUUAACAAUCAGCAACUUAAGGGAAGUUUUGAAAUGAAAUUGACCCCCAUUCCUAUUUAAAUGCGAGGUUGUGCCUUAACUGAGUUCAUCUACUUGAAUAAUUGUUUCAAAUGAUAGGCAGCUGCCUAUAAAUGGAAUCUCAUACAUAACUGAUUUAAUACACUCUACAUGGACAGCAGCUUUUUAUUGGUAAAGGUGCGGUCAGAUUAGCGAAAUUUUGUGGGCAAAAAAAAGUCCACUGUCAAUAGUGUAGUGACGUAUGAACCAAAGCUUACUCUGAAGUCACUUUAAAAUCAACUUUCUGUUGAUCAACGUUUUGAAUCCAUAAUAAUAAUGGUAAACAUAGCCACACCUUAAUGCACAUGAUGCUAAGUUUAGGUAUGUAUGUAUUACUGGUACUAUAGUAUUUAGUUUAGAGUUUUUAAUUAUGGUUUCCAAAUCACAUAAUAUUGGUACUCAAACCGAAACCUGAAAUAAUGUAUAAUAGUAAAUAAUAGUAGAAAAUAAGUAGUGGUUUUAUUUUUUUUUGUCUAAUAACAUGUUUAUAGAUAUAUUGUUGACACAAGAAAGAUCAUCAGCCUGUUCAAUACCAAUCAAGCACACAGGAACUCAUCCGAAGCGUCUCACAGUUCCCAUGUGAUCAGUUUUAAAUUGCAUUCUCUGCGUAUUGUCUCUAUUGUUUUUGAUACUGUGUAUUUAGGAAACAUGUACGGUUUGGUUUGUCAUUGUCGUACAUGUCUUUAAGUGUGCUCUGUAUUUUGAAUAACUUCUUGAUAUUUGUCUUUGGUAA